Achroia grisella is the source of this 1330-nucleotide messenger RNA. RefSeq lists its product as uncharacterized. The record is from RefSeq and is a predicted model, not a curated record. Bases 50 to 1213 code for a protein of 387 amino acids. The transcript has a single exon. Lineage: Eukaryota; Metazoa; Arthropoda; Insecta; Lepidoptera; Pyralidae.
UUUAUUUAAAAUAUCUACAUAUAGUGUUUUUUUUAUAAUAUGUGCUAUAAUGGAUUCAAACUUGAAAAAUUAUCCUGAAACAUGUGGAUUACUUAAAAAUGUUUUAAAAGUACUGCAGAAUGAAGAGGACGUAACUACAGGCGUAUCUUUCGCUUCUAAACUAACAAAUAUACAUCCAAAGUCACUUAAUUUGUUUAUAUUAUCGGAUAUUACAAAAAUAAGUGAUGUCGAUCGUUCCGUAGUAUAUAAAGCGCAUAGUGAUUACUGUAUAAAUUUCAAUAAAUUCCCAACGACCAAAGAGUUGUAUGAGGAUCUUCAAGGCAAACUACCAUGUUAUAUGGACAUGGGUAGAUUUAGAACGUUAUUAAUACAGAUGGAUUUUUGCUGGAAGAAGAUUCGAGAAGAUUUGCUAGUCGUCAUAGAAAGACCACGAGCCACAUACGAGAGAUUUCGAUAUUUCACGAAUGUAAUGAUGUUUGAUCCAAAGAUGAUUUAUUUCAUAUGCGAGUAUUAUGUCAAUUCAAGUAGACAGUUUAAGAUAUAUUCUGGUAAGGAAGAGGAUGCGGUUAUACGAUUAAUUUGCGCAUACUCCUCGUUUAACGGCGUGCAACAUAUGGAAAUUAUAGACAAUUUCAAUGAACAAAAUUUCGAGAAUUUUGUAGCUGGUACUCUAUUGCCCAGUUUGAUGAGUUCAACUGUCAUUGUGAUCCCAGAUAUAUCGCAACAUAACGGGAAGUACAUAGAAACGCCAACGUUGGACAGUCUCCGUAUAGAGAUCAUGGAAUGGUUGGAUAAUAACGACAUACCAUACCACGUGGAGUUGUCCAAAUAUGAACUGAUGUGUUUAGUAAAACAAUACACAGAUACAAAAGAAAAUGUGUAUAAAAUUGAUAAUCUGUUAGAAGCACACGGUCAUACUGUUUUGAGAUUGCCAAAACAUAUAGAAAUGUUAACGCCUGCAGCGUUACUUGCCGAGUUCUUAUCAACAAAUAUGGAACGGGAAGAAGUUGAUCUAAAGAAAAGUAUCAAAGAUGUAUUAUCUAUAGUUGAUAAACAGCAUUUAAACCAGUUUAAUACAUAUAUUUUCAAUGAAUAUGAGAUGAUGAUAUUAAAAGACAAGGAGUUGGAUAGAAAUUGGGAUCUGUAUAUGGCAAAUAGUUUAAGCAAGGAGGCCUAUGUAGACACAGUGUUGCCAGUAUUUAAUAUGGAAUAAAGAUGUCAUUUAUCAUGUAUUUAAAAUAAUGUCGUAACGUAGAUGGAAUAAAUUUUUUUUGGAACUUAUCUUUUUAUUUAACGUAAAAUUGAAUAAUUCUAGAGAGAUUGGCCAAAA